Molecule: messenger RNA, 2218 nt
Organism: Hipposideros armiger (great roundleaf bat)
Lineage: Eukaryota; Metazoa; Chordata; Mammalia; Chiroptera; Hipposideridae
Gene: DEF6
Product: DEF6 guanine nucleotide exchange factor
Exons: 11
Coding region: 59-1954 (631 amino acids)
Cellular component (GO): cytoplasm; nucleus
Source: RefSeq, a predicted model, not a curated record
UUCCUGAAACCGGAUCUCUGUGUCAGAGCCGCCCCUGGGCCGGGCGAGCGCCUCAGCCAUGGCCCUGCGCAAGGAGCUGCUUAAAUCCAUCUGGUAUGCUUUCACCGCGCUGGAUGUGGAGAAGAGCGGGAAGGUCUCCAAGUCCCAGCUCAAGGUGCUGUCCCAUAACCUGUACACGGUCCUGCACAUCCCCCAUGACCCCGUGGCUCUGGAGGAACACUUCCGAGAUGAUGACGAUGGCCCCGUGUCUAGCCAGGGAUACAUGCCCUACCUCAACAAGUACAUCCUGGACAAGGUGGAGGAGGGGGCUUUUGUUAAGGAGCACUUUGAUGAGCUGUGCUGGACCCUGACGGCCAAGAAGAACUACCGGGUGGAUAGCAACGGAAACAGCAUGCUCUCCAAUCAGGAUGCCUUCCGCCUCUGGUGCCUCUUCAACUUCCUGUCUGAGGACAAGUACCCUCUGAUCAUGGUUCCUGAUGAGGUGGAGUACCUGCUGAAGAAGGUGCUCAGCAGCAUGAGUCUGGAGGUGGGCUUGGGCGAGCUAGAGGAGUUGCUGGCCCAGGAGGCCCAGGCCGCCCAGACCAGCGGGGGGCUCAGUGUUUGGCAGUUCCUAGAGCUCUUCAACUCCGGCCGCUGUCUGCGAGGCGUGGGGCGGGACACACUCAGCAUGGCCAUCCACGAGGUCUAUCUGGAACUCAUCCAAGAUGUCCUGAAGCAGGGCUACCUGUGGAAGCGAGGGCACCUGAGGAGGAACUGGUCAGAACGCUGGUUCCAGCUGCAGCCCAGCUGCCUCUGCUAUUUUGGGAGUGAAGAGUGCAAGGAGAAAAGGGGUACUAUCCCACUGGAUGCGCAAUGCUGUGUGGAGGUGCUGCCUGACAGAGAGGGGAAGCGCUGCAUGUUCUGCGUGAAGACGGCUUCCCGCACCUACGAGAUGAGCGCCUCAGACACGCGCCAGCGCCAGGAAUGGACGGCUGCCAUCCAGACUGCGAUCCGGCUGCAGGCCGAGGGGAAGAUGUCGCUGCACAAGGACCUGAAGCAGAAGCGGCGCGAGCAGCGGGAGCAGCGGGAGCGGCGCAGGGCCGCCAAAGAGGAGGAGCUGCUACGGCUGCAGCAGUUGCAGGAGGAGAAGGAGCGGAAGCUGCAGGAGCUGGAGCUGCUGCAGGAGGCACAGCGGCAGGCCGAGCGCCUGCUGCAGGAGGAGGAGGAGCGGCGCCGGAGCCAGCACCGAGAGCUGCAGCAAACGCUGGAGGGCCAAUUGCGCGAGGCGGAGCAGGCCCGGGCCUCCAUGCAGGCUGAGAUGGAGCUGAAGAAGGAGGAGGCUGCCCGGCAGCGGCAGCGCAUCCAGGAGCUAGAGGAGAUGCAGCAGAGGCUUCAGGAGGCUCUGCAACUGGAGGUGAAAGCUCGGCAGGACGAGGAGGCCGUGCGCCUAGCCCAGACCAGGCUGCUGGAGGAGGAAGAGGAGAAGCUGAAGCAGCUAAUGCAGUUGAAGGAAGAACAGGAACGCUACAUCGAGAGGGCACAGCAGGAGAAGCAGGAGCUGCAGCAGGAGAUGGCGCUGCAGAGCCGCUCCCUGCAGCAGGCCCAGCAGCAGCUGGAGGAGGUGCGGCAGAACCGGCAGAGGGCCGAUGAGGAUGUGGAGGCUGCCCAGCGGAAGUUGCGCCAGGCCAGUACCAACGUGAAACACUGGAAUGUCCAGAUGAACCGGCUCAUGCAUCCAAUUGAGCCUGGAGACAAGCGUCCCACCACCAGCAGCUCCUUCACAGGCUUCCAGCCCCCUCUACUUGCCCGCCGUGACUCCUCCCUAAAGCGCCUGACCCGUUGGGGAUCCCAGGGCAACAGAACCCCCUCACCCAGCACCAGUGAGCAGGAGAAGUCCCUCAAUGGUGAGGAUGAGGCCCCUAUCUUGGCUUCCACCCCUCAGGAAGAUAAACUGGACCCAGAACCAGAAAAUUAGCCUCUGCUUCCUGGGGCUGAGGCCCUCCAACUAUGAAACAGUCCAGAAUGGAACCUAGUUUAUUUUUUGCAUCGGCCCCAGGCCGCAGACUACUGAGGCUGUCUGGGAUGUUUAUUCUUGAGAACUUGACCCUGUGCCUUAACCCCAAGGACCCUACGUCCUGGGCUGGGAAAGAAUAAACAAGCAAGCCAGGGGCCAUCUGCCCCCAGACUGCCACCAAAUUGUGGAGGAACAUUUCCAAAUAAAAACUGUUCUUGGAGUGAA